Sorex fumeus (smoky shrew) is the source of this 4843-nucleotide messenger RNA. It is a transcript of the gene RABGAP1, whose product is annotated as RAB GTPase activating protein 1. The transcript has 26 exons. Lineage: Eukaryota; Metazoa; Chordata; Mammalia; Eulipotyphla; Soricidae. The coding region runs from base 131 to 3340 and encodes 1069 amino acids. The record is from RefSeq and is a predicted model, not a curated record.
GCGGGGGCUGGGCGGCUGGGGAGGCCCAGGCGGCGGAGCCUCCGGGACGGCGAGCGGCGGAGGAGGAGACCGCGGGUCGGGCAUUUUUAAAAUAUUUAAUCAUUCAUGAGUUGAGCUUCAUUCUUGAGUCAUGGAUGACAAGGCUUCUGUUGGAAAAAUCAGUGUCUCCUCAGAUUCAGUAUCUACUCUUAAUAGUGAAGAUUUUGUCUUGGUUUCCAGGCAAGGAGAUGAAACACCAUCUACAAAUAAUGGAAGUGACGACGAGAAAACAGGACUCAAGAUUAUAGGGAAUGGAAGUGAGCAGCAGCUACAGAAAGAGUUAGCAGAUGUGCUGAUGGAUCCUCCAGUGGACGACCAGCCGGGGGACAAGGAGCUUGUGGACAGGUCCCAGCUGGAUGGCGAAGGAGAUGGCCCUCUUCCUGACCAGCUCUCAGCGUCCUCCACCAUCAACCCUGUGCCACUAGUCGGGCUCCAGAAGCCAGAGAUGAGCCUGCCGGUGAAAUCUGGACAAGGAGAUUCUGAAGAGUCAAGCCCUUUCACACCAGUGGCUGAUGAGGACAGUGUAGUUUUCAGUAAACUGACUUAUUUAGGCUGUGCCUCAGUGAAUGCCCCUAGGAGUGAAGUCGAAGCCUUGAGGAUGAUGUCCAUCUUGAGAAGCCAGUUACAGAUUUCACUCGAUGUGACCUUGUCGGUGCCGAAUGUGUCAGAAGGAACUGUGAGACUCUUAGAUCCUCAGACAAACACUGAAAUAGCAAACUACCCUAUCUACAAAAUCCUCUUCUGUGUCAGAGGGCAUGAUGGAACUCCCGAGAGUGACUGUUUUGCUUUCACCGAAAGUCACUACAAUGCAGAACUUUUCAGAAUACAUGUCUUCCGGUGUGAAAUACAAGAAGCUGUGAGCCGGAUACUCUAUAGUUUUGCCACUGCCUUCCGCCGUUCUGCCAAGCAGACCCCACUUUCAGCCACAGCUGCACCCCAGACUCCUGACAGCGACAUCUUUACCUUCUCUGUGUCUUUAGAAAUAAAAGAAGAUGAUGGUAAAGGUUAUUUUAGUGCAGUUCCUAAAGAUAAGGACAGACAAUGCUUUAAAUUGCGCCAAGGAAUUGAUAAGAAGAUUGUUAUCUAUGUGCAGCAAACAACUAAUAAAGAACUGGCUAUUGAAAGGUGUUUUGGUCUUCUCCUUAGUCCUGGGAAAGAUGUAAGAAAUAGUGACAUGCACUUAUUAGAUUUGGAAUCUAUGGGCAAAAGUUCAGAUGGAAAAUCCUAUGUAAUUACUGGGAGCUGGAAUCCAAAAUCCCCUCAUUUUCAAGUUGUCAAUGAAGAAACUCCUAAAGAUAAAGUGCUGUUUAUGACCACAGCUGUUGAUUUGGUAAUCACGGAAGUGCAGGAGCCUGUUCGAUUUCUUCUAGAGACUAAAGUUCGUGUGUGCUCACCCAAUGAACGAUUAUUCUGGCCUUUCAGCAAACGCAGUACUACUGAAAAUUUCUUUCUGAAAUUAAAACAGAUAAAGCAGAAGGAGAGGAAGAAUAAUACUGACACUUUAUAUGAAGUCGUGUGCUUGGAAAGCGAAUCAGAGAGAGAGAGAAGGAAAACUACAGCGAGCCCUUCGAUUCGCCUGCCUCAGUCUGGGUCUCAGAGUUCGAUGAUUCCUUCUCCUCCAGAAGACGAUGACGAGGAAGAUAAUGACGAACCCCUCUUGAGCGGAUCUGGUGAUGUAUCCAAAGAAUGCGCAGAAAAGAUUCUCGAAACGUGGGGAGAACUGCUGUCAAAAUGGCACCUCAAUUUGAAUGUGAGACCGAAGCAGCUGCCAUCCUUAGUGAGAAGCGGUGUUCCCGAAGCUCUUCGAGGCGAGGUGUGGCAGCUGCUAGCCGGGUGCCACAACAACGACCACCUGGUGGAAAAAUACCGGAUUCUCAUCACCAAGGAGUCUCCCCAGGACAGUGCCAUCACCCGGGACAUUAACCGGACGUUCCCAGCCCAUGAUUAUUUUAAGGACACUGGAGGAGACGGACAAGAUUCUUUGUAUAAAAUAUGCAAGGCCUAUUCCGUGUACGACGAGGAGAUUGGCUACUGCCAGGGCCAGUCGUUUCUUGCUGCUGUUCUGCUUCUACACAUGCCAGAAGAACAGGCCUUCAGUGUUCUGGUCAAGAUCAUGUUUGACUAUGGCCUCAGGGAACUUUUCAAGCAAAACUUUGAAGACCUGCACUGCAAAUUCUACCAAUUGGAGCGCCUCAUGCAGGAGUACAUCCCCGACCUGUACAACCACUUCCUGGACAUCAGCCUGGAGGCGCACAUGUACGCCUCGCAGUGGUUCCUCACCCUCUUCACCGCCAAGUUCCCCCUCUACAUGGUCUUCCACAUCAUCGACCUGCUCCUGUGCGAGGGAAUCAGUGUGAUUUUUAAUGUUGCCCUGGGAUUAUUGAAGACUUCCAAGGAUGACUUGCUCUUAACUGACUUUGAAGGUGCCUUGAAGUUCUUCAGGGUUCAGCUUCCCAAGAGAUACCGCUCAGAAGAAAACGCAAAGAAGCUCAUGGAAUUAGCUUGCAACAUGAAGAUCAGUCAGAAGAAGUUGAAAAAAUACGAAAAAGAAUACCACACGAUGCGGGAACAGCAGGCCCAGCAGGAAGACCCCAUUGAGCGAUUCGAGAGGGAAAAUAGACGACUCCAGGAAGCGAACAUGAGGUUGGAACAGGAAAACGACGACUUAGCCCAUGAGCUGGUGACCAGCAAGAUUGCUCUUCGGAAGGACCUGGAUAACGCUGAGGAAAAGGCGGACGCGUUGAACAAGGAGCUGCUCAUGACCAAGCAGAAGCUGAUCGACGCAGAGGAGGAGAAGCGGCGGCUAGAGGGAGAGUCGGCCCAGUUAAAAGAAAUGUGCCGCCGAGAACUUGACAAGGCAGAAUCCGAGAUUAAGAAAAACAGUUCUAUCAUCGGCGACUACAAGCAGAUUUGUUCUCAGUUGAGUGAAAGAUUGGAGAAGCAGCAGACGGCCAAUAAAGUAGAGAUUGAGAAGAUUCGGCAAAAAGUGGAUGACUGCGAGCGCUGCCGGGAAUUUUUCAACAAAGAAGGACGCAUCAAGGGAGUGAGCGCCGCCAAGGAGGUGGUGGACGAGGACACGGACGAAGAGAAGGAGACGCUCAAGAACCAGCUGAGAGAGAUGGAGCUGGAGCUGGCGCAGACCAAGCUGCAGCUGGUGGAAGCCGAGUGCAAGAUCCAGGACUUGGAGCACCACUUAGGCCUGGCCCUAAAUGAGGUCCAGGCGGCCAAGAAGACGUGGUUUAACCGAACACUGAGCUCCAUAAAGACGGCGACCGGAGUUCAAGGGAAAGAGACUUGCUGAGGCAGCGGCUGCCUCUGGACAACCUCCAGAAAACACGACACCUUUUGUUGCCUUCUUCGGCCAGAUGUGUGAUUCUGAGACAUGUCCCAGGACCAGGAUAGAGCUAAAUCCGAUCCAUAGACGCAUGUUGGUAGGUCACUGGACCAGAGCUCACGAAGCAGCCAGCCUCUGGGGGAAGGCGCUCCUAACUACUGAUACUAACAGGCCUGCUCGCUUGGCUGAUGCUCACAAGAUACUCCUUGGCGCGGCCGCCCACAGGCCCCCCGGGCUGGGCAGUGGCCCCCACACAGCUCAGAGCUCUGUGGACAUGGUCAGAGAUUGGGGAUCCUUCAAGCUGUUGGGUUUUUUUCUAAACCUUUAACCUUUUUUUUAAAUAUACAUAUUAUAUAUAUAAAUAUAUAUGGGGGUGGGGAGGCUGGGGGAUCAGUAACUCGAAAUAAUUGUUACGUUUCAGUGCCAGCAGAGGGCACCCCAGGUAGACAUAGAGAUGCACUUUGUUUGACAUAGGAGGGACUCAUGGUUGUCGCUGAACCACCUCGUUUGGUUAAGCUCUGACGCACAGGUUUUUGGUUUGGCAUUAUUCACCUGUUUCUGACCAAUUCUAUGCAACUCUUACAGUUCCUGUUGUUUAGUGGUAGCUGCCAAAAAUGAGUACUGGGCUGGGGUGGGUGACUUAACUGUGAGACAGAAUUAAUCAUAACGUGGACAAAUCCUAUUUUGCUUAUGUGUCAUAAGUGUGUGUAUGUGUGUGUACAUAUAUAUAUAUAUAAAUAUUUUCUCCCGAUGCACCCAACUGACAGUGUUUACUCCCUGACCAGGACUGACCCGCACAACUGAAUUAUGUGGUUAUUUGGCACUUAUUCUCUCCAGCCUUGCUGGGCGCUGCGCCCUGAAGCGCCUCCUCACUUCAAGGUUCCUAGAGUCUUUGCACAACAGGUUGUACAAGUGAGAAAGACACUGAGCUCUGUGUGUGUGUGCGCGUGCGCGUGUAAGUGUGAAUACAUGCAGGACGUAUGUGUGGCGAGGCCUGUCCUGCUGGCCUGUGGAUCACUCCCCGCCACCUGGGCCCUCCCGGAAGGUGGCCGGGUGUGAACCUCGAUGUUCCGAAGGUGGCAGGAGAAUGGGAUGGAGGUUCGGCACCUUUUUAAAAAAAUAAUUUAUACAGUGAUAUGCUGACAGGCUUUUACAAGAGGCACUGGUUUGUAUAUAAAGACACUUGGAUUUUUGUAUCUUUUUCCCCCCAAGUCUGUACUAAUGCUCGCUAAGGUACUGGGAGGUAACAAGUAGCAGCCCCUAACCCACCACCCCUCUGCUUUGUGUCUUUUGUUCAUUGACCAAGACAGCUGUAAGCCCAUCUACAACUAGGUGCGUGGACAUUGUGCUAGGUAGUUUCAGUGUGUCGACUUUAUGAACCGAAAUAUAAACCAGUAAAAUUGUAUCACUAUUUCUUUUGUUGGUUUUAUUUUAACAGCAUAUUCAUUAAAUAUUUUGGUACAAACAAUA